Lymnaea stagnalis (great pond snail) is the source of this 14616-nucleotide messenger RNA. The record is from the annotation of a GenBank genome assembly. Lineage: Eukaryota; Metazoa; Mollusca; Gastropoda; Lymnaeidae.
CAACAGAUUUACGAGAAAGAAGUGAAAGGUUAUAUUCUGACCUUAGAGGGCGCGUCAGCUACUACUAAAGUGCAGUCACCAAAAGAUCAGAAACAAAGUUGUAAGUAUUUUACCAAUAUUUAAAAAAAAAAAAAUGCAUGUUUAGUUGGUUUGACGUAUAAUAUAUAACCUUGUCCAUUAAUUAGAAUGUCCGUAUUCAAGUAAUUUAAAGCUAACUAUAAUUAUGAGCAAAACUUUCACACCCAACAGCCAAAUUCGUUUCUUGUGGAAAAAAAUAAAAUUACAUUUUGUUUCUAAACUUUCUGCAGUGACCCUCAUACAACGCUACCUGGUGUUACAGAUUUAUCUUUUGAAAGGCGCAGACUUCUCCAUGGAAUUAGGGUGAGUAUAUGCACAGAAAUGGGCCAUUCUUUUAACUCAUCACCUCUUUUCAGUUUUGCUUAAAAAAUAAAAUUCAUUUAGAACACCGUAAAAAGACCAGACAUAGUACUGAUUAAAGUCAUUAUUUUUUUUAUGCAUGAGGGUUAUUUUACUUUUAAAUUUUAGUUCUAGAUUGAUAACUUUUUGCUAUUUUUCAAUUAGUAGAGGAGAUCUAUUUUGUUAAAUUUCUUUGCCAACAAGCCAUGUACUUAACACAGUUACUGUUUAAAUGAUCACUCCAGUUUGUGAGGACAAUACUAUUUCCUGUGUCAUUGGUUGCAAGAGGAAAGGAAACAGUUUUGAUUCUUGUUAAGAUUUAACAAAUAAAAUAAAGAACUAAGCAAGCCGGGGUUUAGAUGAUCCAUUGAUAUUGUGCACUAAAUAAAUAAUUUGAGAACUGGUGGUAUGGUCAUUUUAUGAAGUGAACUUCACCAAAGUAAAUUAUUACUUCAGAGUCACUGACCUUGGGAACAACAAGAGGAGAAUACUUUUAUCCACAUCACAGAAAGAGAUACAAGUAACCCCACUUCAUGCCAAAGUACCAAUGACUAUUGUCAAGAGAGCUGUGGUAAGUCUGUUCUACUUUUGAAAAAUAAUAGUCUCUCUAAUUUAGAAUCAACAAAAUAAAUCCUUGUCCAACCAUCUGUAAUGUAGAACUAACAUAAUCUUUUUCCACAUUGUUUGACUUAUUUUUAUUUUGUCUCUGCUUCCGGUAACAAAAAGGGAAUCUCUAAAGUUUUUUUUACUGUGAGCUGAUACUUGUUAUACUUCUUCUUGUCUUGUUUUCUGAUGAAGGCUCUUAGCCGAAACAUCAAAAUCUUUUGUCUAUGAAUUCAAGUUUAGCAUAACCUUUUCUUCUAUUUUCUUUAUUUAGCAUGCAUUGGUAAUGGAGAAAUCUCCAUAUUUGAAAAAACGACAAAUAAAUAUUAAACAAUUGACACAAGAAAAUGUCACUUCAUUUUGAUUUCUAGUUUCAUUUACCUGCAAAGGUCCAGCAGUUGAAAAAAAAUAUUUUUACCAUUUAAUGCCUUAGGCUUUGCACUGUGCAUCAAACUAACUUAGGCUAAUCCCAUGUACACUAUUGCAAUGAAUACCAGGGCUAUAGAGUUUGAAGCCAAAGUAUCUCUGAGUAUGGCUGUUCACAAAAUCUAGACCCAAGACUCUGGCUUCAAGGCAAAAGUUGUUUUCUGGAUGCAAAUAGAUUUUAGAAUGUAGCCACAAAAUAUUAUUAUUUUAUCUACUUUGCACAUUAAUUGAAAAUACUAUUGUAAAUGUGAGAGUGAGCACCAUAGUCAAACAUUUAAAGGUGCUAAAUUAUAUCAUUCUAUACAUUGAGAUGUUUUAAAGCUCAUUUAAAGCUCUUAAUUCAACUCAAAGUCCUCAUCAAGCAUAACUCAAAGUCCUCAUCAAGCAUAACUCAAAUGCCUUUAUUUUCUUUUUAACUCAGUGGCUCAACCUGGCCAUUGAUAUGGUGUCUCUUGUGGGUGAGAUGUGGGUCGGCCAGACUUUUCGAUCAGUGGAUCAGAUCUCAAUAUCAGCCAACUGUAAGCUAAAACGAGUGUUCACCAUGAAAUCCCAGCCACCUGAUACCACUGAAGAUGAAGGUAAUUUCACUCAAAUAUAUUUGACUCCAUAAUGACUUGAAUCACUCAAAAAGAAUGUGAAAUAUUGAAAACCUCUUCAGAAACUCAAUAUUUUACCAUUAAAAUGUAAUUGUUGUUCAAGAAUGUGAAAUAUUGAAAACCUCUUCAGAAACUCAAUAUUUUACCAUUAAAAUGUAAUUGUUGUUCAAGAAUGUGAAAUAUUGAAAACCUCUUCAGAAACUCAAUAUUUUACCAUUAAAAUGUAUUGUUGUUCAAGAAUGUGAAAUAUUGAAAACCUCUUCAGAAACUCAAUAUUUUACCAUUAAAAUGUAUUGUUGUUCAAGAAUGUGAAAUAUUGAAAACCUCUUCAGAAACUCAAUAUUUUACCAUUAAAAUGUAUUGUUGUUCAAGAAUGUGAAAUAUUGAAAACCUCUUCAGAAACUCAAUAUUUUACCAUUAAAAUGUAUUGUUGUUCAAGAAUAUGCUAAUAAAACUUGUUACCCAUCACUUGUGUAAAAAAAAAUUACAUAAAAAAAAAGCAUUAUCGGUGGAUCAGAAUUUUUAAGAAGAAAUUACAAGGAUUCACUCAUAGCUUUGUGGCUGAGGCCUUGAAGAAUAUUAUAAGAAACUUGAAGUAAUAAUAAAUAAGUGACAUAAUAAUAAAUUUAGAAAAGCUUGUAAUUUUGUGUGUUAAAUGAAAUAAAAGAAUAUGACCAUUGCAACUGUUAACAAGAAUUAACCGUGGGGGAUACCCUUGUGUAAUUUCAGAGCUGGAGGGUUUUUUAACAGUCACUUCUGGAGAGAUUGAUAACAUACCUAAACAGUGUCAGAUGGCAAGUGAUGUCAUUCAGAUAACUCAGGUAUCCAGCAUACUCAUUAUUGUUUAAAUACUCAAAUAUUUAUCUACAAAUAUACAAAUCUUCACCAUUGUAAAAAUUAUUUUUGUUAAUUAGUAAAAAAAAAUGUUUCCUUUUAUUACAUGGUAAAAAAUACACACUUUACAAAAUUUUGCUUUUCAUACAAUUUACUUUGUUAAGUAACUAGCUUUGAGAUGAUUUCAUAUUCAAGUCCUGAACAAAAUAAUUUCUUGCAACUAUUUAUUUAGGUUCUUACACUUAGCAAGAUCAAAGCUGCAGAUAGGAUAAGGUCAGGCAAGGGGCUAGGGCUUGCUGAUCAGUUCAGACCUGGUUCUAUGCUUGACCUUGACCUCAAUGCCAGCGGGAGGAAAGUUCAAACAUCAGAUGGAAAAAUCGCCUUUGGUUCCAAAGCUCCUAGGGCUCCAGACACCGGCAGGAAGACAGGGAGACAGGUAUCAAUUGUUUGACCUGAUCAUUUGGCUAAGAGUGGUCCAAUGGGCUACGUUCAAAUUUUUGUAAAACAGAGUAGCGUGCUCAUGGCUGCCACUUACUUUAACCAAGUUGGGUUGGUUCCAAAAUCAAUAAUUUCUUUUCUCUCAAUUCACGGUGAUGUCAUCCAAUCCAUGUUUACUUAGCCAAACCAUGACAACCACAAAUGAUUUGAAAGCGGAAAUGAUAUUCACCAACCUAUUAUGCUCUUGUCUCUCAGAAAAUAAAUAUAGUUUUCCUCUGUGAACGUAUCCCAUAGUGCUUAAUCAUAACUAUGUAUGUUGGGGCACUUUGCUAUCUCUGCCUUUGCCUUACUAGGUUAAUCCUUCUUCUCAGAGGAUUAAAAAAAAAAGCUAUUCUAUUUUUUUUUUGUAUUUACAAGCAAUUAGUUAGUUCUUAAAAAAAUAAGUUCUUAAAAAAAUUAGUUCUUAAAAAAAUUAGUUCUUAAAAAAAUUAGUUCUUAAAAAAAUUAGUUCUUAAAAAAAUUAGUUCUUAAAAAAAUUAGUUCUUAAAAAAAAUUAGUUCUUAAAAAAAUUAGUUCUUAAAAAUUUUAGGGGUGGAUGUUUAAUGUGUGCUGGCCAAUAGACAUUAUUGUAAACAUAUUUAAUGUAGGAUUGUCUUGUGCCAGUGUUGGUCAUAAAUAUAUCUUUCUUUAAAUUGCAUUUUUAGGGCAGUGUAACAAACAGAAGUUUCAAGUCUCAGAAUUCAAGAACUGAAAGUAAGCCAGCGGUGCUUAUUUUUAUGAAAACCAUCAGUAGUAGAAUUUAAGCCAGUGGUGCUUAUUUUUAUGAAAACCAUCAGUAGUAGAAUUUAUAUUAUCAACCAAAAAAAAUAAAUAAAAAUGGUCAGUUAUCAUUUUAGAUUUUUUGUUUUUGACAUAUAAAAUGUUAUAACUGAAUGCACAAAACACAAAAGCAAACCAACUUUAUUUCUUAAGCACAAAUCAAAAGAAGUUAAUUUCUUUCCAGGUCAGCAGCCGAAUCAAGACAGUUUUAACGGCCAUGAUAUGGGAGACCACUUUGAAAGACCCCAGCAUCCUGGCAGCGCUGGCUCAACUUCUUCUGCUUCGUACAGCCAUCAAAUGUCAGACGUGAUGGGCCAAGAAGACUACAUCGCCAACGGUGAGCAGCGGAACCCUUCAAAUUAACAGUUAUACUUUUAGGCACACCUCAUGUUGUGAAAAAUUUUAAUUAAAAAUGAUAACGCUUGUAGUAUUUUUGGGGAAAGGUUUAGAAUAUUGUGUCAAGGUGAUGCAUUAGAAGACCAAGGGAUAAAAUUAACUUGUACUUGUAUAAUGGAAAAAACAAAAUGCUUACAGUGAUAGCAAAUAGUAGUAGUGCAGAGAUAGCAAAUAGUUGUUUUGCCAGAUUAAACUUACGCAAGGAGAGAUUCAGAGAUUCUCAUCUCUUUCAGUUUUAAUGGGGUGUUGUCAUUGCAUUCAGGUUUGAAAGAGAAGCAGCUGGUUGCCCCACACCCUCCCAGGGAACCAUCAAGUGAUCGAGUCCGCAGGAAACCUAGAAUUAAACCGCUAGGACAGAAUGGUGUAUCGAACAGAGGUAAAACAGUCUUGUUAUUUCAUAAUGAUGUGAAUGGUCUUAUUGGUGAGAAAUAAAUAUUGUUUGAACUUAUGUAGUUUUGCUGAAAGCUUAUUUUGGUGUCUUUUAAAUUCAAACAAUUAUUUGUUCUCAUAUUUAGAACCCUAAAUCCCCUAUCUAUCAUAGAAUUUUUUUUGCUAUUCCUCAGAACUAAUUUUCCAACUUUCUUUAUUUAUUAGCUGGAGAUUCUAAUUUCGUGUCACCUCCAACAUCAGCUACCCAGUCUGGACAGAUGGGCUCCAGGGCACAGGUUGGGCACCAGUCUGUUCUUAGUCCCAACGCAGCUCGCAUAAGAGAAAGGUUAGGGGAAGUCCGGGAAGUCAAGGUAUCUAGAAGCCUCAUGAGGGACUCGGGGGUUGGACCAGAUGUACCUGAGAUCCAAUCCCCAAGGAAAGGUAAGAUCAGAAAUUUGUAUGUCUAAACUGAUGAACUUUUUCUCUUGAUUUCUCUUCCGUGUGAUCCAGCUGGGGUAGAGACCGGAUGUGAGAAAUCAAUACAGCUGAAGUCUAAGUAUUCUUCAUAUGGCAUCAUAUUGAUUUCUUUCACUAGAACAGGGGUGGUCAAACUAUGGUGAUCCGUGCCUCUGUUUUAAAUGGCUUGCGCUCCUUAAAAAAAUAAACAUGAUCAUAAAAACAGAAAUCAAAAUAAAAGCAUAAUUAAAAUUUUCAAUGGCAGACGACACCACUUAAAUGAGUUGUAUUGCUUCUCUGGUGAAAUAAUAAAUUCCCUAUGAUUUGGUCUCCCUCCCCCCCCCCCCUCCCUAUUUUUCUCUCACCAUUUAUGGCUCCCAUGCCUCUGUUACCUCUUGAAUCUGGCACACAGAUUCAAAAGUUUUCAUAUAAAGUGAAUGGAAGAAAACCCACCAAUGUAGGCAAACUUGUCAAAUAAAAAGUUUAAUUAUUGUAACUCCAUUUUGACUUUUCUAAUGAUAAGAGCAGUUCGGAUGGAUAGUAAAGCCCUACAAAAGUUUUCAAAUUUCAAAUAAAUCAGCUAAGAGCUUGCAUGAUCUUAAUAUUUUUGUUUUUUUUAUAAUGAGAAAAUGCCAUUUCAUUAAUAAUUAAUGUAUUUUUUUUAAUGGCAAAAUCAUAAAAUAAGUUAUGUCACAUAGAACUAUUUAACAAGGGGGCUAACCACAAUGUUAUUAUUUUAAAUAAAAUGAAAUAGAAUUUCAUUGGAAAUGUUUGUUUAAAAUGUUUAAAUUCACUAUAGAACAGCUGUUCUCAACCUGCCGUUCUCAGCAUGUUGGUCAAACAACAUUUACACACUGGUUGCCUAAGAUGAUCGGAGAACACAUAUUAAUGAAGUAGCAAUGAAAAUAAUUUGAUGGUUAGGGGUCAAACAACAUGAUGAACUGUAUCACAGCAUUAGGAAGGUUGAGAACCACUGCUAUAGAAUGUUCCUAUUUAUCAGGAUUCUGCUCUAACUCAUUAGUAAUGUGUUAGUGAUUCUUUAAUAAAGUUUUGAAAUGAAUUUGUGUCUUUGCAGGAGACAUUUCAUCUGAGGGUGUCAAUCCUUUUGAUUCGGUGGCAGAUGUGAUUUUCUUACUUCGGGGAGAGGAGGGGAGAUCAGAAGAAUUGGAAGAAGGGGAAAACAGGAUCAGUGAUAACAACAAUAGCAACAAUAGUAACAACAGAUAUGGAUCAAGGAGGAAUGAAGAGAUGGAAACAUUCCAAGAGGACAGAUUCAAGGAGGGAGACAGAGCUCAGAGGAGAAAAGAUGCUGAGAGCAAUAUUAAACAAAGUCUUGAGGAUGAUGAGAGCAAUAGGUCAACUUCUGCCAGUGAGAGCUCACAUCCCGGAGAGUAUGAAGAGAGUGAUGAGUAGGUUUUUCGCUAGGUUUCAGAUGUUGUGUGUUGAUGCAUGCUCGGCGUGUCAAUAGUUGCAGAUAAAAAAUGUUUUAAAACUUACAAAAGAUUUUGUUCUUAAAAUGUCGUCCAUAAAUUAAAUUAAUGCUUAUGCCCAUACUCAUUAGAAUUUACAGGAAGUUUGAAAGUUGUUGAAAUCUUUUUAUGUAACUUAACAACAAGGUUGGGAUCAAGCUCAAUGGAAAAUGGACAAAAAGUUAUUUUCCCUUACGUUGACUUGAGCAUUUUUUUUCAUGAGAUAAUUGGUAUCUGAAGUUGUAAGUCUCCAUAUCGAACAUUGUAUUAAAACAAGCAAGUUUGGCACAACAGAAAGAUCCUAUAUGGUUGAAUGUUAUGACUUAAGAAAACCAGAGCUUGACUUUGAUUAGAUCUAGACUAAGACACACCUCAUCUGUCAUGCAGUUUUGAAUCUUUCUAUGGCUGUGCAUUAAACCAGUUUUACAAAGUCUAUUAAACUAGAAGAAGACUCACAAAAAAAUAAAAAAAUAAAAUAUGACAUCAUGUUUUGUGACCUAAAUUUUAAUGCUGUUUUAUUAAAAAUAUAAAAAAUCCUACAAUUGAAAUGUUUCCCAUUAAGGGCUAAAAUAAAAGGACAAAGUUUAACAAAAGGUCAAAGUUUAACAAAAGGUCAAAGUUUGAGUCAAGUCAGUUUUUGAAGAUUAAGAAAAUUUUCUUGUUUUUUUUAAUUCACUCACUAUAAAAAUAUUUGCUCUUCUUGUGUUUUUUUCUUAACGGCUACACAUCUGUAUUCUAUUCCAUCUAAAAGCCAUUUUAAAGCAAGGAAAUAUUUCUUUUAGAGAUUUGAAAUGAGCUACCUGGGAUGUAAUGAUUUGAAAUGAGCUACCUAGGAUGUAAUGAUUUGAAAUGAACUACCUAGGAUGUAAUGAUUUGAAAUGAGCUACCUAGGAUGUAAUGAUUUGAAAUGAGCUACCUGGGAUGAAUGAAAAGUACAAUUUUGUUUCAGAGAAACUUCCGGAGACAACAAGCUUCAUCUUUUUGUGUCACCUCCCAAAUCUGCCAGCUUACGGAGAAACAUAUCACCCAGCGCUCUUGACCCUGAGACCAGUCAAGUAAGUUGGGGAAUAAUUUUUGAACAAUUUAAUGAUGAAAUCUGGCCAUGCACUCAGCUUCCACAGAAGCAGCUGAUAGACAGCUUUGUAGUUCCCUUGGCCACUGCAUCAAGCGCCCGUCUUUGAUGUCAUCAAGCACAGUGAACUUUCUAAUUGUGACAUUGCACAUACUAAUUGUGACAGUGCACAUACUAAUUAUGACAGUGAACAUACUCAUUGUGACUGUGCACAUGCUAAUUGUGACUGUAAACAUACUAAUUGUGACAGUGAACAUACUAAUUGUGACGGUUUUAAUGAUGACAAAGCUGAUACAAUCCUUGACACCAAAGCUGACACAAUCCUUGACACCAUAGGUAAUAAAAUUAAAGCAGUUUAUAUGUGAUAAAUAUAGUAUUAUUUUAUAUCUGAUAAACGUAGUAUUUAUUUUGAAAGCUUUGAUCAUGUACAUCAAAGUUGUUUUUAAAUGUGUGUUUACAAUGCCCUCGUGGUGAUUGCUUCCUCCCCUUGCUGAUGUACAUUGUACAUUGCUGGGUAACAAAAUAUAAAAGGUUUUCCAGAUAACAAUUGUCCAGAUAUUAAGGAGUUUCUACUGUAUUAUGCUUUUUUUUUUUUUAAAUGGAGGAAAAAAAUUAUAUUAACCCUUAAAAAGUCAAAAACAAAUUUCUAUAGUGUCAAGACAUUUUUAACAUUUUCGUAUGCUUGACAAUAUCCCAGACUAAAUGAAUUGAAAGACCCUUACAAUUAUAAAUUUUCUGAAAGAGCAUUGGACAAGGUAUCUUAUGGUAUGAAAAUGAUUUGUUUUUUUUAUUAUGCAUGUAAGUACUGACCUUGACCUUUACAGAGAGAGUAAAAUUUUAUUACUCAACUUCUGAAUUUAACCCAUCCUAAAUACUCCAUAAAUUGUUCGAAGUGUCAUAAAAUAUAGUUUUUGAUACACCAGAAGCAAUAUUCUUUCAGAAAAGGACAAUUUAUAGUUACUUAUAUGGAAAAUUGUGAUAUUGGUGAAUUUUUUCAUUCACUACCCUCAAAUUUCUGUCGUACAAAAUACAAAGGGGAAGGCUCAAAAUAAUUUCAAAAAUUCCUUUUCAUUUGAAGUUAUUAAAUCCAUUUUUUAGUAAUUAAUACUCCAGAACAUGUACAAACAUAAAUAUCUUUGGGGUAGAUCUUUUGGAAUCAAAUCUGUGUCUUUUUCUGUUUGAUUUCCACCCUCUCCCAAAGGAAUGUGUCUGUAACAACACAACUAAGCUAAGGGAUAAAAUUGUCAGUCUCUGACUCUUAUCUCGACCACUAGAGCCUAUGCCAUCAUUACCAGCACGUGGAAUAUCUCUGAUAUCUUUGAUUUCAUUUUAAUGUAUGUUAAAUAAUUCCAAUAAAGAAAUUCUGUGUUGAUUUCGAUAUCCCAAAGGGGGGCCCUCUCCAGCAUCAGACAUUACGGUGAAAAAAUUUGAGAAAUUUUCACACCAGAUUUAUCACAAAAAAUUCCCAAAUAACAGCACGCAAACACACUGACAGUAAAGGAAAUAUGAAGCAAACUCAUUUAUAUUGAGUAUUUCCCCUUAAACAAUACAUUAAAUCAAUUCACAUUUUUAAUGAUGAUUUUGCUAAUGGCAAAUUAUUUUGGCAGCAACACCACAGAAAGGGUUAUUCGGCUGUUAUGUUAAAAUACCAAAACAUACGAGUAUGUUGUUCCAUUUUUCCCAGCCAUGUUUUACAACAACAAUAUAAAAUAUUUGUCUUCACAGUCGAAAAAGAGUAUUUCCAAAAGCCUGCGGUCAAACGGUAAAAAAAGCACGGAUACAAACUCGUACAGAGGGGCUCGGCUAGAGGAUGAUUUUGUCAGUCACAGCAGCAGUGAAGAUGACCCUCUGGUAGGUGCGGACAUGCUGCAUCAUCCAAUGAGAAUGCGACGGGUGCCGGGGAGUGCUGGCAGUGCUACGUCACAGAGCAUUCGUCACAAUGGCUACGAUAGCAACAAUUAUGUAACGUUGGCAUCUAACCCCAAACCCAGAGCUCAUUCUGGAGGGAUCAGGUCAAGGCCCAUGCCCAAAAAUUCCGCCAGCCCUGACCAGAAGCCCAUCUUUGACCCAAAGGCUUACUCUGAAAAGCGAGACAGGGACAGCGUGACGAGGAUGAGUAAGAAGUCGCUAAGGGAGAUCACUAACCCAAAGAAUGAAGGGAAUGAGGUCACAUCGUCUACGUCAGAGGUACGGUCUCAACUUUCUAUUAAACAAUAUUCGGAUUUAAAACUUUUGUGCCUGUACCUGGAGUCAACUCUUUGAAAUAUUCCUACGCUAGAGGGGUAAACAGAUAUGAUUAAUAUAUUAUUAUUGUUGGUUCAUUCGACACUUUGUCUAGGGAGGGGUGUAGGAAGUCAAAUUUGUUUUUUCUCAUGCCAAUUUGGCUGGAGUCUUCAGCCUUGUUGCUUGAUCUUGUUUCUUACUCAAGAAAAUCUGCCAUGCUGGUCUGUUGAAUCUAUUUUACUUAUCAGUGUUCCCACAGAUUUUUUUUUUUGGGGGGGGAUCUCAUGUGCAUUAAAAUCUUGUGCUUCUUGAUUACCAGGCAUUCAAGCUACCAUCAUCACCCAGGGCCAACUCAUGUAAAUUUAUUUUGCAUAGGAACAGAAAAUGAUUUCUCAGGGUCAUUAAUUAAUGCACAUUACAAAUACUUUUUACUUUCCAUACCUCUUCUUUAUGCUUAUUACGUUUUAAUAAAAUGGUAUUAAAAACAAAAAUGAACAAUAUAGAAAGUUAAUUUGCCAGGGGACCUUGGCAUAAUAUAACAAGAUUUAUUAUUAGCAGUGGCAAUAUAUCUGAUUCACAAGCUGAUUCACAUGUUUGUAAAGUUUUGCAAUUUUAUUUGUUUAAAUGCCAGAAGCCCUAUGAAGCUACCAAGUACAUGUUGGCAGAGGUGACCGAGUCGUUUGAGACCCGCAUGUAUGAGAGCAUGAGGAGGCAAGGGGAGGAGGUGCUGCAGAGAGUGUCCCCCACACCCAACUAUGGCUUGGUGCCGCAGACACUGCGCAACUCUCAGCUUUACCAGACCCCAUCAGAACAGGGGCAGACGACCCAUCAGUACAGCGAGUCCCCCGCGACCACCAGUGAUGAUGACACCAGCUUCAGUACAUGGAAAGCACCCGUAAGCGAUGUGUGACUUAAAGGGUUAACCAAACUAAAUAUAUGAAAUUUGAUUAUUUUUACGUGAUGUACCACUUGUCCGCCUUUUCCAUCCCACAAACCAUCUGGAUCUGCUGAAUAUAAAAUAAAACAUUUCUAAUAUUAAUGUUAAUCAUUGCAAUUAAUAAGUUAUUCGCAAUCAUGUAAAACAAUUCAAAUUUGAUUGCGAAUAAUUUACAUAAAUUAUUAAAUGUCUGCAACAUGUGUUAGUUAGUUAAAGAGCUAUUGAAGAUGUCCUUUGUUAAAAACUAUAAAAUUGACAACUAAAAAAUCAAAGGAAAGGCUUUAUAUACAUUUCGGGAUGUAAAUGUCUUUGGGUAGUGUCAUGGCUUCUAAAUGUAAAACAGUGACUCUAGUAUGUUAUUAUAUUUAUUAUUAUGGUUGUGUUUAGUCUCAAUGAAAGAAACACAGUUAGCUUAAAGAACGGUUUCAGAUGUCUUGAUAAUAUUGCUGGCUGCUUUGUGUUACUGGUAGCAUUGAAUCUACUAGAUGAACUGAAUGACAGUAUGUUUGUCACAGGCUUUGAACCAGGCGCCUCACAACUACCAAGAUGAGAUGAAAUCAAGGAGGAGCAGCGACACUCUGACAUCCUCAAACCCUCGGUCAGUACAAUUUAUAGGAUUUUGUUUUUCUUUCUUGUUCCAGAAUUUUCUAGCGUCUGUAACUUGUAAGUUUCAGGUUUUUGUGUAGUGCUGUGUGAUGUGCCAGGAUUACAACUUUAUUCCUACUUCAGAAAGUAGUUCCAACAAGGUGUAGGACUAAAGGGGAAAGUUUGUCACACUGUUGGAGUGAAGUUUUUUUAUCCAGGGUUAUUGCUGCACUCCUUUGAUGUCUGGGCAGGCUGCCGAGUCCAUUCCGCAUGGCCAUCAGCCCACAGUCUGAACAUGUUGUCCAGACUGGAUCAUAAUAAUAUGUGAUGUUUUAUGUUUAAAGACUUCAAAUUGAGUGUAUGUCUUUUAAAAUAAAAACGAAUGCAUAAAUUUCAGCUAAGUGCAAAAAUGUUACUGUACAGAUGUCACCUUUUGUGGUAUGCAAAGUGGUGCAGGUGGUGCUUCUCUUUUGAAUGAUACAGUUUUACAUCACCAACAAUUUGGGAAUAUUUUUUUUUAAUAGAAAAAAAGGUUGGGGGUCAAAAGUGUCAUCAUUUUUUAAAAUGUUAAGACAUCAUUUGUAUAACCCUCUUCAGGGUAAACAAUAGUUUUUUUUAAAUAUUGUCAGUACGGGUGCAUCAAGUAAUUUUUAAAAGUUGUAUGCUAUAUAUACUCGGGUAUAGGUCGCACUAGUGGUCAGGUCGCACCAAGGGUUAGGUCGCAUUCUUAGUUUGGGGUUGUCAUAGUGGUAUAUUUGUUGAACUGCAGAUAAGUCACACCCUUUGUAUUGGGCGUAGACGUGUCCUUUUUUUUAAUAAAUAUAAUUAACAUAACAGAUGUCACAAAUUGUUUCCAUGGCAACUUGAGCAUUAAAAAGCAAUCUUCAUAAACUACAUGAUCUUUUUGAUUAUAAUCAAAAUAAAAAAAUGGAUUGCCCUAUGCUCGAGCGGGGGAAAUUCAUUUUAUCUUUAAGCCUCGCUUUUGCUUGAGAUUUUGGUAGACUACAUGUUUUUCUGCAUCUGCUUCAGAUUCCUGUGAUGUUUUCAUUGGAUAGGUCAAAUAGUUUAAAUAGUGGGACCCAUAGGCGUAUAUGUAUUUUACAUCUAAUUAAUACUGAGAGCUUAUUUUUUGGCUUAAUUUGGUUGUGGGUAGUAAAUAUAGACAAGGGCAGAAUCCUCAAAAGGUAAGGUAGCUCACAUAUACUUAAAAGGAAGAGCUUUUCUAUCUAGGGCACAUGUGUCAAACUCAAGACCCGCAGGCAAUAUACGAACAAUUAUAUCAGGCCCGCGAGGUCUUGACCGGCGUACAUUUAUAUCCAAGUUCACGCUAUGGUGUUUCCUAAUGCUCACUUUGCUGAAAAACUUAGCUUACUUCAUGCCGAGUUCACACAGCGCUUUAGUGACUUUGAAGUACAGAAAUGUAAUUUCGAGUUGUUUUGUAAUCCAUUUGUCACAGGCGUGGAAGCUGCACCUGUAAAUUUGCAGAUGGCGCUAAUAGAGCUUCAUUGUAAUGGGACACAAAAGGCAAAGUAUGACACAUUUGGGCCUGCACAGUUCACUCAUUUCAUUACUGAAGUGAUGCCCUAGCUUUGACUACAUGCGGCUCGAACCUUGAACAUGUUGAGUAGCACAUAAAUGUGUGAGCCGCUAUUUUCUGUGAUAAAGACUUGCAGUCCAUCAUGAGAAUCUCAAUGACACAGAACUUUAAUCCCAACAUAAAUGAACUUACUUGUUCUUGUAGCUAAGAAAAUGUGCCAAACAUCAAGCUCUGACUAAUUGGCACAGAGCGAAAAUGGAAAUGCAGUGAUUUUAAAUUAUUAAAACUUUUUUUCUGUUUUCAUUUAUAUAAGUUUUUACAAAAAAUAUUAAUUUUCCGCUUAUUGAAUGUUUAUCCUGUUCGGCUUGCAAAUUUACAUGUGAUUUGAGUUUUGGCCUGCCAAGCGAUUAAAUUUGACACCCCUGAUUUAAGGCUUCCUCCCCAAUGCUUUUUAUUUUCUACUGCUCCUGUAUAUGUUGACAUGCAUUGCUGACACAUCACGGUUUCUCCAGGGACUGGAGUGGUGUGAUGAGCCCCCCUAUAGGACCACUGUCCCAUGUACAAGAUUUGCAGGGAACAAUGGAAGGUAUAUCUGAUGACUUGUCUGAUGAUGCCCACCACGGUGAGUGCAUAAUGUGUUUGAGUGUGGUCAGUGUCAUCUGUUUACUGGAGAAAACCUUUUAUCACUGAGCUAUCGGGUGAAUUACAUAAUUACAUAAGUCAUAUCUUUGAGCUAUCAUUGGAAUGACAGAAGUCAUAUGUUUGAACUAUCGGUGGAAUUACAGAUGUCAUAUCUUUGAGCUAUCAGUGGAAUUACAGAUGUCAUAUCUUUGAGCUCUCAGUAUAAUUACAUUAUUAUAGAAGUCAAAUUUUUUUUUAGCUAUCUCUUUAAUUACAUUAUUAUAGUAGUCAUUUAUGCAAACCUAUCCAUCUAUUUAUUUUGUUCAUUUAGAUUUGCUUUUCAAUAUGUUUUUGUGAAGUUAUCUAUAAUUUGACCCUUUUAAGAUAUGUCUGCCAGAAUACUGCCAUCAAUUUCUCACAUGAUCUGUAUGCCUCCCAUGCAUCUUGCAUUUGUUAAAUAUAUCACCAGUAAAAUUUAUUUCCACUUCUUCCCAAAACUUGACACAGCUCAUGGUAAGAAAAGUGCAGAGGAUGAUGACAAAUUGGAUGUGUACUUUGACCCCAAACUCAACUGCUAUUAUGAUCCCAAGUCCAACAAGUAUUAUGAGCUGGUCUCUUGAUCUCACCACAACUCAAUACAAGACUGCUGAUGACUGCCGUAAAAGCUCAAGAGACAAGCAGCUGGUAGACCCAGGAUGUCCAUAUGUCACACAGAGUCCCCAGCUACCCAUAAAACUGCAUUUACACCACUGCCAGCCAAUGUAAGGACCACGACAGCAGCAUUGACAUUUUGUGCUCAGACCUGGGGUUAUCUGGAG